Molecule: messenger RNA, 525 nt
Organism: Populus euphratica (Euphrates poplar)
Lineage: Eukaryota; Viridiplantae; Streptophyta; Magnoliopsida; Malpighiales; Salicaceae
Source: RefSeq, a predicted model, not a curated record
AUGGAGCAAACCUAUACACACAUUAGGAGGGAAGCUCUUUGUCAAGCAGUGAUGACCACAAGCGGGGGAGGGGACAUACUUAUGAGACCUGUUUCAAGCUUCAUGGGUAUCCCGAUUGGUGGCAUGAACUCCAAGCUUAGAAGCCCUGUGAUGGAAAUGGUGCUGUGCGUGGGCAGCCGCUGCUUAAUCUUCCAACUCUCUAUAUCCAACACCGUUCCACAACGUCUCCAUAAUUUUCUCACGGACUGUAACAUUACUUUUGUUAGGAUUUGCGAUGGCAAAGAUAGAAAGAAGUUGAGAAAUUCAAGGCAUCAGUUGACGAUUACAAGGCUACUUGAUUUGAGGAGGUUCUUGAGAUCUGAAGAUGAAGAGCAUAUUUAUUUCGGCUGCAAAAUGGAUAUUACUGCAAGUGAUUGGGGUAGGGAAGAUCUCAUUUUUUAUCAAAUUAGGCAGGCUUCUAUCAGUGCUUAUGUUUCGUUCAAAAUUGGCAAGGACUUGCGUGCUUGCCAAUGUGUGAGCAUUUGA